UUUUGUAUUUUUCUUUUUUUCCUUUUUUACUUUUUCCUAUUGUGAGAAGCCAAGAACUGGUCAGCACUCAGAAUAUUUGAGUCUUUUGUUGAGAUUUCAAUAUCUUUGAGGGAGCAGACAUUUUUGGGGGUUGCACUUUUUUGAAGUGGGAUUAUCUGAUUCCAGCUUUGCUUCCACAGUGUUUGGUGCUUCCAAGUUUUUUGCUUUGUAAGGUCAAGACAACAAAGCAUGUGAUCUGAAUCAAAGUUUUGCUCUUUUUGAGACUUUGAAUGUCAUAUUUUCAUGAUUUUUUCAGUUGGGUCUGAGCUAUUUUAUCUGUUUUUUGCUUUUAUUCUUCUGGGGUUGUUGAAAAAUUGAGUCUUGGAGAAGUGGGGUGAAUAUUUUUGGAAAUUUCUUUUGCCCCUUUGUGUAUUUCCUUCUUUUGAGUGAAUUUAGGGAAGUUAGGUUUUGAUUAUUUGUUUGAUUUUAGGGGUUUUUGGUGAUUUUAAGGUGAAGAGUAGAGAAAAGUUGACAUUUUUUUGGAGUUGAGGAGCUUGAUGAGGGUGGGUGGGAGGGAGGUGGGGUUGAAAAUUGGGUUGUUGGUGGGGUUUUCAUGAUAUUUGAGUUUGAUUUUAGGUAUUGCAAAAUAUGGGAUUAGGUGGUGAUGGUGAAAAGGGGGAGUCUUGGGAUGUAGAGAAAUCAAAGGGGAAGAAGAAGAAAGAGGUUGCUGAAGAGGAAACUGGAUGUUGGACUAAGUUGUGGUUUAUUGGUAGCUGUAUUUCUUCAAGAUCUAAAGUUGAUAGCUCCAUCAGUGGCAUCAGCACUCACUGUGCAGAAAGUAAAUCUACGAACACAAGCAGAGACCAACCUGUUGCACCAAUUAUUUCAUCUACAACUACCAGCAAUGCGGAAAGUAAUUCAUCCACCUCCAAACUUGAAGAGGAGCUUAAAGUUUCUUCUCGGCUUCGAAAGUUCGCAUUUAACGAUUUGAAGUUGGCAACAAGAAACUUCAGACCAGAGUCCCUUCUUGGUGAAGGGGGUUUCGGAUGUGUCUUCAAGGGGUGGAUCGAAGAGAAUGGCACAGCACCUGUUAAACCAGGGACAGGGCUUACUGUUGCUGUGAAAACACUGAAUCAUGAUGGACUUCAGGGUCACAAAGAAUGGCUGGCUGAAGUGAAUUUCCUGGGUGAUCUUGUUCACCCUAAUUUGGUUAAACUGAUUGGUUACUGCAUUGAAGAUGAUCAGAGACUGUUAGUUUAUGAAUUUAUGCCUCGAGGAAGCUUGGAAAAUCAUCUGUUCAGGAGAUCCAUGCCUCUUCCUUGGUCUAUCCGCAUGAAGAUUGCUCUGGGUGCUGCAAAAGGUCUUGCUUUUCUUCAUGAGGAAGCAGAAAGACCAGUAAUAUACCGUGAUUUCAAAACAUCCAACAUUCUACUAGACGCGGAUUACAAUGCCAAACUUUCUGAUUUUGGCCUUGCCAAAGAUGGUCCUGAGGGUGAUAAAACACAUGUUUCCACUCGUGUCAUGGGAACGUAUGGUUAUGCAGCCCCUGAGUAUGUGAUGACAGGGCAUCUAACGUCGAAGAGUGACGUCUACAGUUUUGGUGUAGUUCUACUUGAAAUGAUAACAGGUAGGAGAUCGAUGGACAAGAACCGACCAAAUGGGGAACACAAUCUUGUUGAAUGGGCACGACCUCAUCUUGGUGAAAGAAGAAGGUUUUACAGAUUGGUCGAUCCUAGACUUGAAGGCCAUUUUUCAAUAAAAGGUGCUCAGAAAGCUGCACAGUUGGCUGCUCGUUGCCUUAGUCGUGAUCCCAAAGCUAGGCCGAUGAUGAGUGAAGUGGUUGAAGCCUUGAAGCCAUUACCAAAUCUUAAAGACAUGGCCAGCUCAUCCUACUAUUUCCAGACAAUGCAAGCUGACCGAGUUGGAUCAAGUCCAAGUACCAAAAAUGGCGUUAGAACACAGGGAUCGUUCUCGAGGAAUGGACAACAACAUCCUAGAAGUCUUUCAAUCCCAAAUGGUUCUCAUGCUUCUCCAUACCAUCAGCAAUUCCCUCAGAACUCACCAAAACCAAACGGCAAAACUUAGUAUUAUUGGAUUGACAAGUAAUCUGUUUCUACCAUUCUUUUCGUUUUCUCCCCAGCUAUGAAUAUAUUUUGUUGGCCACCUCCCGUUUUGUCGUUAGAUGAACUGGCAAAAGGGAAGGAGUGCACAAUUAACUUAAGUUGUGAUCUUUGAAAAUGCUGAACUCCCACUUGAAAAGAAUGUAUUGUAAGCGGAGCUCAAGUCCAUGGAGUAAAUAUUGUGUCGAAUGUACCUCUCCGCCAGCUGA
This is a messenger RNA of Solanum stenotomum, 2308 nucleotides long. Its product is annotated as serine/threonine-protein kinase PBL34-like. Lineage: Eukaryota; Viridiplantae; Streptophyta; Magnoliopsida; Solanales; Solanaceae. The transcript has 6 exons. Gene Ontology annotation, molecular function: ATP binding; protein kinase activity. The coding region runs from base 628 to 2064 and encodes 478 amino acids. Gene Ontology annotation, biological process: protein phosphorylation. The record is from RefSeq and is a predicted model, not a curated record.